AUGAACUACACAUCGUGUUCUAACUCGUCAUUCAACACUUCUCAUCCUAAUCGGGUAUUGAACACUGGAUUUUGUUUAUAUGAUCCCGUUUGUUUGUCUACUUGUCACUUAACCGGUAGCCAUUCAGACUUGCCAUCCACCAUGAAACGCGACAGUUCAGGAAACAACCAAGAUGGUCCUCCAAACAAAUUCCAGCGUUCGUCCGUUGAUCUGACGAAUGUCUCGAUUAGAUUUCUCAUUCCUGGACGAGCUGCAGGGAUUAUGAUUGGGAAGGGUGGGGAAAAUAUCAAGAAAAUCCGGUCACAGUAUAACGUCAAGCUGAAUAUUCCCGACAGCAGAGGCCCAGAACGGAUAAUGACCAUCGAAGGUGAUCUGCAGGCUAUCUGCAGUAUCAUGCGAGACGUCUGCCCGAAACUGAAGGACAUAAUGAAUGCAAAGCUUUCCGACCCGAAGCGCAUUAUGGGUACUCAGGCACUUCGUCGACGUGGAAGGCGCAGCGAGGAUCCUGAGCGGGAUGAAGAGGAGGACGAAAACAUGAUUGACUUCAGAAUCUUAGUACACGAGAGUCAAGCGGGCUCUGUGAUCGGGCGUGGAGGAGAACGUAUCAAAGACCUCCGUGAUAAAUUCAAAAUGCGCGUUAUCAAGGUCUACCAGAUGUUGGCUCCCUUAUCAACUGAUCGGGUAGUACAGAUGGUUGCUGACCCAGAUAAUGUCGUUCAGUGCCUGAAGGCUGUGAUAGAGGCAGUUGAGUCUGCCCCUCCUCGUGGUCGCCGGGAAGAUUACGAUGCUGCCAAUUUCAGCGAAAGUGAUGCUCUCAACUACGGUGGCUGGCUGUCCCGAGAAGCUGCUGCAGCGCUAGCUCAAGGGAUGCCACUUCGCGGUCCAGGAGGAAUGCCUCCGAUGGGCUACAACAUGGGAGGCCCAUACAUGAUGGGUGGUGGUGACAUGGGUCCUAUGGGUGGUGGAAUGGGCCCUAUGGGAGGAGGAAUGGGACCAGGUGGUGGCAUGAGUCCAAUGGGUGGUGGACCAGUUCAUGGAGGUCGGGGUCGAGGCCCUCGUUCAGGUGGCGGAAUGAUGGGCGGUAAUGCACCCCCUCCACAAAGCCAGCGAGGCAUGAUGGGUUCUUCAGGUCCAGCCCCAGUACCUCCUCCAGUCGGUCGUGGCGGCGCUAUGGGUCCACCAGGUGGAUACGGUGGUGCUGCAGAUGGGGGCUAUGGUGGUCCAGGUGGGUACGACGGACCCGGUGGAUUUGAUAAUGGAGGUUAUGGUGGUAUCGAUCAGGGAGCUCCAGGUGGAUUCGGUGGUCCAGGUUAUGGUGCGUCAGGAAACAUGUCCUCUGGUGGCUAUGGUGGCGCGGGAUACGGUGGAGGUGCGCGCGGAGCUAGCGACAUACCGGGUGGUCAGAGUGCUCCUUCUCGUGGUGGUACCUAUGGAGGGUAUGGCGGUAUGGGCUCUGGAGAGCAUGUUGGGGGCAAAGCCAAUCAGUGGUAUGGUGGAUGGUCCUGA
Molecule: messenger RNA, 1506 nt
Organism: Trichobilharzia szidati
Lineage: Eukaryota; Metazoa; Platyhelminthes; Trematoda; Strigeidida; Schistosomatidae
Source: the annotation of a GenBank genome assembly